This is a messenger RNA of Sesamum indicum (sesame), 2395 nucleotides long. RefSeq lists its product as uncharacterized. The record is from RefSeq and is a predicted model, not a curated record. NCBI's taxonomy places the organism in Eukaryota, Viridiplantae, Streptophyta, Magnoliopsida, Lamiales, Pedaliaceae.
GCGUGCUGUGUGUGUGGAGGGGAGUGCUAGCAUUUAUUACUACGGUUUAAGGAUCUCUAAAUAUGGUUUGUUUGGUGUAAUCUACACUCCCAAUGGCUAAAGUCUCUGUCUUGUGUUGUUUCUAACGUCCUCUCUUUCUUAAUCUCUUCUCUCUGCUGAUUUAACAGAGAGCCAAGAACAGGAUGUUGAUAAGCAGUGAUUCUGGAGUAAAUAUGGUGCUGGGAUUUGAUGAUUCUUUGCAAAAUGUUUUAACACAAACCAUGCUCAAUCAGGAGGAGAUUUUCAGGAACCAGGUCCUUGAACUCCAUCGGCUCUAUCAAAUUCAAAAGAUAAUGAUGAAGGAGCUGGACCCUAAAAGGAGCGGUGGAGACAGCCCACAUUUUUUUGUUGGUCCUUUCUCGAAACACAUGAAAUAUGAAUCCCUAGCAACAGAAACGAAGUUGGGUGAAGUUCACAUGAUAUGCUCCUCAAGAUCUAUGAAGAAUCCUUGUCUACAAGAGCACAGAGCUAUCCCAAGGCACCAGAGAAGGCCUCUAGAUCUCGAACUUUCUCCUAGUCAUUACACCCAUGAUGAUGAAGGCCUUACAAGCGAAAGUUAUGGUUGUGUCACUCAAGAAGUUUCUGGAAAAAUGAAGUAUGACGUCUAUGAUGAUAAAUUGUCUUCCAUGGAGGAGCUUAAGCUCUCUCUGGGAGCAGAUGCAGAAGCUUGGCAAAAAGUUGGUAGCAGAAAAUCCUGCAAGGAUAAGAUUAUAUGUUCUCCUUCCCGAGAGACUACUAGUUUAGAAGGAUCCACUUAUUUUGGAGAUCUUGUGACCCGACAUGGGCUUGGGUGUCCCAUCCAGGUCACUAACUCUGGAGCAAAGCAUGAAUUUGGUGGAUCCAGUUGCAGUUUCAGUUUCAGAAGUAGGAAAACUGAUGUUUUUUACAGGAUUUCAGAAUCUCCCUCAGUCACAGAUAGCAGACCAAUUCUUCUUGAAAGGAAACACUUCAAUCAAGGUGUUGAACAAUGCCAUGAUGAGCUCCCACAGAAAAGUAUGUCAGCCAGAAGAAAGCUGUUUACUUCUCAUGAAGUGGGAGAACUGGACCUCAACAAGGCUCUUCCUGAUGAAUCAUCCGUUCACUCGAUUGAUCACUGGACAUCCAAUCCCUCAAAGUGUACCUCUUCAGGUGUUACAGAUGACGAGGUUGGCAGAUAUGGUCAACCCACUCAUUUGACGGAUCUUGACUGGCGAAAACCAAAGAAUAAUUGCUCUAAUGAGUCGUCUGCAUUGGUGAUGGGUCGCCAGGACAUGGCGAACUCAACUUUGACAACUUUACCAAGCAGAUGUACUGGGGAACAUAUUUGUGGAAGUAUAUUGUGCUCUGAGGGUACUGGUUCUGUUUGUCGACCACCUUCGGACAAUAAAGACACCAACGUUAGACUCAAAAAAGCAGAAUCUGAAAUAAGUUUAGCUGACCAAGCCUGUCAGAAGACAUUUAUACCUGAAAUGAAUAGUAAGAAGAAUAAAGAAGAGAAGCUGCAUUCGCAUUACUCCUGUCAAGAACUUCUUGAGGGCACAGACAGCAAUAGAUCUCCCGUCUCUUGCAAGUCUGAUGGGACCACAGACGAUAUAUCAAGCAACACUAGGACAAGGGAAUGUGGUAUUGGUACGUCAAACUCAAAUGUUUCGGCUAGUGUAUUCCAAAAUUCUGAGUCUUCUCUAGUUACCACGAAACCAGUUGAGCACAAUGUGGCGACUUCAGUGGAAAUGAAAUCUCAGUCUUAUCCGAAGAAGGAAGACGUCGAUAUUAUGGUCCGAAAAGGAGCUGUCUCUCUCUUAUACUUUUCAUCGGAAUGUUCAACUCGAAUUAAAGAUCAUGUUCUCGAGACCCAAAAAACAAAGGGAAACCAUAAUGUCGUGAAGGACGUUCCACAAAGCUCAUCCGAAUCCUAUGAAGCAAUUGUGCUAAAUCAACGGGAGUGCAGUGCCGAGGAAUACUGCAUGUCAUCAACUCCAUUUGAAGUAAGCAGCUCAAAUAAGAAGGAUCACGGUGUGAAGUUGAGGCGAGGGAGGAGAAUGAAGGACUUUCAAAAGGACAUUCUGCCGAGCAUGUCGUCCCUAUCUAGACAGGAGAUAUGUGAAGAUAUAAAAAUCAUGGAAUUAGCUAUUCGAUCCAGAGAAUACAAGAAAUACAGAUCCAAGACGACUAACAGAAACGACUGCUUUUCAUCAGCUAGAAGUAAGAGGUCGAGACUUAGCUACGUAGGCCGUAGAUACUAUUCUUGAGGGAUUUUCCUUUUUUAAAUUUCUUUUUCAAGCUAGGAACUGCAAUAUGAUUUUUUCGAUGGACUUUUAGGUGUUCUUUUCAUUAUAAGAAUUUGCAAAUGUUGAAAUGUGAUUUAUUAGCUGGAGUU